AUGCCGUCUCGUGGCGCCAUCGACGGGUUUGACAGCCCGCGCCUUCCCGUCAGGGUAGCCAUUAUCGGCGCGGGAUGCAUCGGCAAGGAGCAUAUGAGGAACAUAUCUCUGAUGCCAGAAGUCGCGCAAGUGGUCGCUCUAGUCGACAGCAACCAGAGCUCGCUGGCUUCCUGCCUUGAGCUGCUGCCGAGCAUCAAGAACGUGCGCACGUUUGAGAGCGUUGGGAGCUUUGUGCGGUGGGUGAAUGCGGAGGACGACAUGGGAGACUUUGACAUGGGAAGGAGAAGUCAGUGCGAUGCUGUGGUGAUCGCAACCCCGAACUACACGCACUUGAACAUCAUGGAGGAGGUUGUGCAGAAGACUUCGUUGCACGUGCUUGUCGAGAAGCCUCUUUGCACCAAGGUGGAGGACUGUAGGAGAGUGGAGAGGUUGGUAGAAGACGAUCGGGCGAGUGAUCCGAGGCGCGUCGUGUGGGUGGGGAUGGAGUACAAGUAUAUGCCGUCAGUUGCUAGGUUGUUGCAGGAGGUCGGGUAUUGGAACAGGUUUAACGAACUCUCCGGCGGGACUCUCGUUGAGAAAUGCUGUCACUUCUUCGAUCUGAUGCGUCAGAUCCUCAAGUCAGAUCCUGUCAGAGUCAUGGCGUCUGGGGGCCAGGAUGUCGAGUACCAGUCUGAGCUGUACCAGCGCAGCGGGGAAGAGGGAGAGGACCAGGCAAACAUCCAGCAGCAUGUGGCUUGCCAGCAGAACGAGGAUGAGGAUGGCGCGGGAAAGAUUCGGCUGAUGAGGCCUGACAUCAUUGACAACGCGUACGUGAUCGUGGAGUUCAAGAACGGGGGCAGGGCAUGCCUCGACCUCUGCAUGUUUGCUGAGACCUCUCUGUACCAAGAGGAGAUCUGUGUGGUGGGAGAUAGAGGUAAGGUGGAGGCGUUCGGGUCUCGUCAUGGGGAGAAGGAGGAACAAGAGGACCUGUCGAACUUCAGGAUCGGGUUGCGACCAGCCAAGUCAGAGUGGAACGCUGCUCGAGAGGUCGAUGCACCAUCCACCAAGUCGCUUCCUCCCGUGCAGCAGGAGCACAUCGGAGUAACGGACUCCAGACUUCUGGAAGCAGGAGCGCACGAGGGGUCGACGUUCCAUGAAGUGCGUGAGGAGCAGAGGGGGGAGUCAGAGCUCACGGCAGCUGCAGCUCAGGCGGUUCUGUGA
This is a messenger RNA of Guillardia theta CCMP2712, 1200 nucleotides long. RefSeq lists its product as hypothetical. The transcript is spliced from 7 exons. NCBI's taxonomy places the organism in Eukaryota, Cryptophyceae, Pyrenomonadales, Geminigeraceae. The coding region runs from base 1 to 1200 and encodes 399 amino acids. Gene Ontology annotation, molecular function: nucleotide binding. The record is from RefSeq and is a predicted model, not a curated record.